GUCGUCGCAGUCGUCCUCGUCGCGGCUGAGUUGCGGAAGUGCAGGAUAUCGUCUGACGGAAGGCAAAUUGUGCAGAGAGCCGCUGCUGCUCUCGCUCGCUGAGUCUCGAAGUCUCUUUUUCUGUCUCUGCCCUUCCUUCUCUGCGUUUGGACUUUCCAGUGAAGUGUACGGUAAACGGUUACGCGGAGACGGAAGGACGGAAGGACGGAAGGACAGGACAGGACAGGACAGGACGGAACACGCGCGCGGGACAAGGGAUAAACUGUUGUUUUGAGUGUUGGAGUCUAAAAAGAGCUAGGAUUAGAAAAUCUAGAAAUUGAUUAGAAAUUGCAAGCCAAUUGAGAUAAAGACUUAAGAGGAACGAUUGCCAGCAACUUGACAGCAUAGAUUUUUUUUCGUUUUCGUGAAAUUAGACGACUUCUCAAGAAUUAGAAGCCGAUAAGAGGCUUGAUUCGGAGGGGGUGAAACGACUGUGAACCAAGGAGCCAAUUUUUAAGAACAGCUCAUCACAAACGACUUUGCUUAUGUGGUGGUGAAAGUCGUUAGAAUAUUUACGGAAAAUAAAAUUGAAGUAGAUAUAAAUAAAUUAAAAAUAGUAACUUAAGAUGUCUGGCUAUCGAAGUAGUCAAAGUAGUAAUCAAGGCCCACCUGGUCUCAAACAAAUUGAUCUCGAUCAAAUAUGGGGAGAUCUCAGAGAAGGGAUUGAACAAGUAUACAAUAGACAAGGCAUGUCAAAGCCUAGAUACAUCGAAUUGUAUACACAUGUUUACAACUACUGCACAAGUGUACACCAGCAAAUGAAUUCUAGGCAAUCUUCAAAAAGUAAAAAAGGUCAAAUAACUGGUGGUGCACAAUUGGUAGGUUUGGAACUUUACAAACGGUUACGUGAUUUUCUUCGAAAUUAUCUUAUUACAUUACUUAAGCAAGGAAUUGAUUUGAUGGAUGAGGAUGUUCUUCAAUUUUAUACAAGACAAUGGGAGGAGUAUCAGUUUAGUAGUAAAGUAUUAAAUGGUGUAUGUGCGUAUUUAAAUCGCCAUUGGGUACGUCGAGAAUGUGAAGAGGGACGUAAAGGAAUUUAUGAAAUCUAUCAGUUAGCUCUGGUUACUUGGAGGGACAAUUUAUUCAAGCAUUUAAACAGACAGGUUACUAAUGCUGUUUUAAAAUUAAUUGAACGAGAAAGAAAUGGAGAAACAAUAAAUACACGUUUAGUUAGUGGUGUUAUAAAUUGUUACGUAGAACUAGGUUUAAACGAAGAAGAUCCAGGUGCUAAGGGACAAACUUUAACUGUGUAUAAAGAAUCAUUUGAAAAUUUGUUUCUUGAAGAUACUGAAAGGUUCUAUACCCGUGAAAGUUCAGAAUUUCUACGACACAAUCCUGUCACAGAGUAUAUGAAAAAAGUAGAACAGAGGUUACAAGAAGAACAAAAGCGAGUUCAAGUUUACCUACAUCAAACGACACAUGAAAGAUUAGCAAAAACUUGUGAAAGAGUACUAAUAGAAAAACAUCUUGAUAUUUUUCACGCAGAAUUUCAAAAUUUACUAGAUUCAGAUAAAAAUGUUGAUUUGGGCAGAAUGUAUCAAUUAGUGGCGAGAAUAACAAAUGGGCUUGGUGAAUUAAGAAAUCUUCUAGAAAUUCAUAUAGCCAACCAAGGUCUUGCAGCUAUAGAUAAAUGUGGUGAUUCUGCGGCUAAUGAUCCUAAAAUUUAUGUUAAUACAAUUUUGGAAGUUCACAAAAAAUAUAAUGCUUUAGUAUUGAUUGCAUUUAACAAUGACAGUGGUUUUGUAGCAGCCUUAGAUAAAGCUUGUGGACGAUUUAUUAACACUAAUUCUGUAACUAAAGCAGCGAAUAGUAGUAGUAAAUCACCAGAAUUAUUAGCAAAGUAUUGUGAUGUCUUGCUCAAAAAAAGCAGUAAAAAUCCUGAAGAAGCAGAACUUGAAGAUACACUUAACCAAGUUAUGGUAGUAUUUAAAUAUAUAGAAGACAAAGACGUGUACCAAAAAUUUUAUAGCAAAAUGCUUGCAAAGAGAUUGGUUCAACACAUGUCUGCUAGCGAUGACGCUGAGGCUUCCAUGAUUUCGAAACUAAAGCAGGCUUGUGGUUUCGAGUACACUUCUAAACUUCAAAGAAUGUUUCAGGAUAUUGGAGUUUCAAAAGAUUUAAAUGAACAUUUUCGAAGACAUCUUACAAAUUCAGCCGAACCUUUAGAUAUAGAUUUUAGUAUACAAGUUUUAUCAUCCGGUUCAUGGCCAUUCCAGCAAUCAUUCACUUUUUCUUUACCAACCGAGUUAGAAAGAUCCGUUCACAGAUUCACAACUUUCUACAGCUCACAACACAGUGGAAGAAAGUUAAAUUGGUUGUACAAUAUGUCUAAGGGUGAACUUCAUACUAAUUGUUUUAAAAAUCGAUACACGCUGCAAGCGUCAACUUAUCAAAUGGCAGUUUUGUUACAAUAUAAUACUUCAACAUCUUGGACAAUACAACAGUUACAUGAAUCUACUCAAAUAAAAAUGGAUUUUCUAUUACAAGUAAUACAAAUAUUAUUGAAAGCAAAAUUGCUUAUAACCAAUGAUGAUGAAUCUGAAUUAGGAUCAUCAUCGACAAUAGAACUUUUUACAGGAUACAAAAAUAAAAAAUUAAGAGUAAAUAUUAAUAUACCAAUGAAAACAGAGCUUAAAAUUGAACAAGAAACGACACAUAAACACAUAGAGGAAGAUAGAAAAUUACUUAUACAAGCAGCCAUUGUAAGGAUUAUGAAAAUGCGGAAAGUUUUAAAACAUCAACAGCUUGUUGCAGAAGUUUUGAAUCAAUUAAGUUCCAGGUUUAAGCCACGAGUGCACGUUAUUAAAAAAUGUAUAGAUAUUUUAAUUGAAAAAGAGUAUUUGGAACGUACAGAGGGUCAGAAGGAUACAUACAGUUAUCUAGCGUGAUCUCCUGAUCUGAAAAUGCGAUAUAAAAAUCGUAAAUAUGAAGCAAAGAUGAUUAUACUCUACAGUUGUUAUACACGCGUCUCUAAAUAUUUAUUUACAUAGCUGAUUUGAUUUCCUUUCCAAGGAUGCCUUUGUGCCGUGUUAUCCCUCUGGUCGCAUUUAGAACUGGUUUUAUAAUACGUUAUAAUAAAAUUACUUCAUAGUCACGUCGUUAGGUGCGUUAAAUUUUGUUCGUGAUGCACAACUAGCGAUCUCCAGAUACGUAUUCAUAACUAAUCUAAUCAAACUUCUGAAUUACAUAUUUUAUAUUGCAAUUUAACAAUAUUUUUAUUAUUAUCG
Messenger RNA from Ceratosolen solmsi marchali, 3266 nucleotides. It is a transcript of the gene Cul1, whose product is annotated as cullin 1. The coding region runs from base 606 to 2927 and encodes 773 amino acids. Gene Ontology annotation, biological process: ubiquitin-dependent protein catabolic process. Lineage: Eukaryota; Metazoa; Arthropoda; Insecta; Hymenoptera; Agaonidae. Gene Ontology annotation, cellular component: cullin-RING ubiquitin ligase complex. Gene Ontology annotation, molecular function: ubiquitin protein ligase binding. The record is from RefSeq and is a predicted model, not a curated record. The transcript has 14 exons.